AGAGGGAGGAGGGCUGAUGCAUGUUUGUUUAAAGCAGGAACCACAUGACCAUCUUGCGCGUAAUGUGUUGUUUCUCUAAUGGCAGUCAGCCAUCUCAUCUCAGCUCAGCUACCUUGCAAAUUAGGGCUUAAUCAUUCCAUACAGUGUUAACUGAAGCUUUCCACGAGAUCUCGGACAUUUAUAAGCGCAAGCAAUGCCAGAGCCAGCCGAAAUGAACGGGGCUGACAUAGGAAAGAAGCCGGGCAGCGGUGUUCCAGGGAGUGAGGGAAAAGACCCAGUAGCCAAUGGGCAUGCAGAGAAUGAGUCAAACCCCUUUGCAGAGUACAUGUGGAUGGAGAACGAGGAGGAAUACAAUCGGCAGGUGGAGGAGGAAUUGCUUGAGCAGGAGUUCUUGGAGCGCUGUUUCCAAGAGAUGUUGGAUGAGGAGGAUCAGGAUUGGUUCAUUCCAGAGAGGGACCUCCCCUCAGUCGGACAGAUACAGCAGCAGCUCAAUGGACUUUCUGUCAGUGAUGGCAAUGCAGAGGAAAUCUUGCGAAAGAGCAUCCUAAACCCUGAAGCCAAGGAGUUUGUGCCAGGGGUGAAAUAUUAGAGAUCAUCAUUGCCCUCCUCUCUCAAAUACGCAUCUGAUCAUAUAUGCAGAGACUCUUGUGCCCAUGUUUAGGAUGGUCACAUAAAUGUGCUCUUUACCACAUUUUUGAAGGGGCAUGAGUGCGUUUUUUUUUUUUUUUUUUUUUUUUUUUUUUUUGCUUUUUUUUUUUUUUAAUGGGAGGGAGGUGGGGUGUGAUUGUCUAUAAGCUUUAUAUUUCUGUUGUGUAUAAACCAAGGGUAUUAAGUUUAAACAUGACCUCUAGGAGGUGCUGUGACUAGAUAAUAUCAUACUCAUUACCAGGCUGUUUUAUUUUCUCUACCCUUGUUGAAAGGGCUGUUCUUGUCAGCUUUCAUUGUUUCAGAGUUUGUGCCUGAUCAGGUCUUUGCUUCUCCUCCCGGUGUUUUUGUUGUUGUUUUUUUGUUGUUGUUUUUUUCCUUUUAUUUUUGUUAUUGUUCUUUUCGAUGCAUCAGUUCAUAUUCCUGCGAUUUUAAAGUGGUGUGGUCAUAAAUGACUGGGGUGUGAGCCCCUUGGUUUGAGUUGAAUGCUAAGGAAAGUGUGUUGGGGAAUUCACAUGAAUUCAACUUUUGAUUUUGAAUUGAAUUAGUAACAUGCAGGACUGAAUUUCAUUUAAAAAAAUAUGGAAGGAUGGCAAAAUAAAGAAGAAAAGUUUGUAUUAAAUGGACCAUUUCUUGUG
Carassius auratus (goldfish) is the source of this 1283-nucleotide messenger RNA. RefSeq names its product polyadenylate-binding protein-interacting protein 2B-like. The record is from RefSeq and is a predicted model, not a curated record. Gene Ontology annotation, molecular function: mRNA regulatory element binding translation repressor activity. Gene Ontology annotation, cellular component: cytoplasm. Gene Ontology annotation, biological process: negative regulation of translational initiation. The transcript is spliced from 4 exons. Bases 194 to 589 code for a protein of 131 amino acids. NCBI's taxonomy places the organism in Eukaryota, Metazoa, Chordata, Actinopteri, Cypriniformes, Cyprinidae.